UCGGCGGCGGCUGAGGUGAGCGCACAGAGGGGAGGGCAGGGUCGUGGAGCCGGGGACGGUCCCCUACCCCAGGGUCCACUCCUGCAGCGCUUUCGAGCCGCGUUGCGCAGCCUAGGGGCCCGGGAUGGACGUCCGGCGGGGAGCCCUUUGCAAGGGUCUCGCGGCCCCACUUCGCUCAACCUGGAGCGUGGCCUUGGCCCAGGUUUACAAUGGUGACAGUGCUCAUGGCAGGUCCCCUGUGGCGAGCUGCGGCAUUUGUGCAGAGACACAGGACAGGCCUGUUAGUGGGAUCCUGUGCUGGCCUUUUCGGGGCCCAGGUCUCACACCACCUAUUCCCAGAUCCUGUGAUCCGAUGGCUGUACCAGUACUGGCCCCAGGGCCGGCCAGCUCUGCUCUCCCCAGAGCUACAGGGGCUCUUCCAAGAGGUGCUACAGGACAUUGGUGUCCCCGCGGGCCGUAGCUAUGAGGCUUUCACUGCCUUCACCUUCCAGCCUGUGAGCGCUGGCUUCCCGAGGCUCCCCACCGGGGCUGUCGUGGGCAUCCCAGCCAGCUUCCUGGACGGCUCAUUGACCAAACCCAAUCACCCAGUGGUUGUACACGGGCAAAGAGUGAACUGGCAGAGCCCAGCAGGUGCCCGGCUGAGAGAUGCCCUGACCCUGUCCCACGAUGCCCAGAAGUUCGCCUUGGCCAAGGAAGUGGUGUAUCUGGAGAGCAGCGUGGCCGUCCUACAGGCUCUGCUGGCCCCAGCUUGCCUGGCAGGAACCUGGGCACUGGGCGUGGGUGCCAAGCAUGCACUGGGGCUCUAUGGAGGCCCCAUGAACAUACGGGCUGCUUUCAACUUGAUGGCAGCAGUGGUGGGCUUUGUGGCCUAUGCCCUCUCCACAGACUCUCUCACGCAUGCCCUGGAAGCCUGGCUGGACCGCCGCACGGCCUCCCUGUCCCUGGCCUAUGCUCGUGGUGGAGUGGAGUUCUAUGAGAAGGUUCUGUCCUGCAACACAGCCCUGCGCAGCCUCUUGGGCACCCCUGGAGAGAAGCUGUAUACGCCCAGUGGGAACGUGGUGCCCAGACACUGGUUCCGUGUCAAACAUUUACCCUACACGACCCGCCGGGAUUCGGUGCUGCAGACGUGGAGGGCCACACUCAAUGCGGGCCGCUCCUGAGGGACUCGUCACAAGGACAGGUGCCACCCCUGCAUGGACUACCCUGCCGUUGACUUUGGGGGGGAGGGUUCUCUUGGUGCCUCCAGACUCACUCCGAUAAAUCAGACUUUGGAAUUAAACAGCCUAGAUUCUAUCCUAGUCCACCACUCGUGAUCCCAGUGAGCUUGGGCAAGUCCCUUUGAAUCUGAGCCUUGGUUUCCUCAGCUGUAAAAUGGGGAUGAUGGAAAUCACUGGGCAGGAUUGUAGGGGCGGUGUGAGCUAUGAACGCAAGCACCUGGCCAAGAGGACAUCCUGUGAAGAAAUGGGGUGUCCCUCCUUGGUGUUUGAAUCCCAGCAGGCUGUGGGAGUCAGGCCACAUCUCCCCACUAGAGGUGUUUACAGGACGUGAAGAACCACCCCAUGGUUUACCUGGUGGCCUAGUCCCAAUUUUCUUCUACUGUGGUAGACGUCAAAAGCGGCCCAGGAGAGAAGCCAGUGUGGCCCUGAGAGGCUGGCAAACGGGGGAGCUUGAGAGCUUUAAGAGUGACGUGUCCAGUGAAGACAGCGUGCUCAGACAGCCCCUGGGCCUGAAUGGGAGAGGAAGUGUUGCUGGAACCUGGCGAGACCUGUGGCCGCAGGAAGAGGAAAGAACAAGCCAUUGCAAAGCUGAGGCCCUGCGGGGAGGGAGCCUGUGAAUGCACGUGACAGGUGGAGCAGACCUCACUUUUAGUCCUUGGACAGGAGGCCCCUUCCCAGGGAAGGUGGGACAAUUGUGGCCAGCACGCCAGGUUUGUUUUUAUUAUUAUUAUUUUUAUUAGUGUCGAUUAUAUUUUCCCUGGAACAGUGGAAGAAUUCGGGUCUGUUGCCAAAGUAGCUAAGGGCAGAGAGAUCAGGCCACACCCACUUGGAAGCCCGGAAGCCCACUCGUGUUGGCUGACAGUUCCCAAGGGAGGCUAAAUGGAGUGUGGGCAGGGUGAGGUGGCUUGUCUUCCUGCUGUGUCCUUCACGGUGGCUGGAGAGGGGCGCUCUGGCUCACUGGGCUAGCCUGUGGGCCCCCGCGUCCGGCCUGGGCACACACUUGAGUGCGCAGGUGGAGGGAUGAGUCUGUGAGUGGGUGAACACACAUCCACUCUGGGAAAUACCUCUUCAAGGGUCCCCUCAAGUUGUCCCUCAGCUGCUGCCCCCGUGUAUGACUGUGUGAUCUGGGCUGGAGACACGUGGUUUGGGGUCUGGAUUUGGUGAGCUCCCUCCAAUGACCACUCCCCACCCCAGCUACUUUCGAUACUAUAGGAGCAGCAGCCCACACCCCCAGAACAGUCCUGCACAGACUUCGAAGUAGGCAACAGAAGGCUCCAUCAACACACCGAGACAUACACGUACACACACACACACACACACACACACACACACACAUACACACAGCUGGAAUGUAGGAAAGGGAGCCUCAGCCAUGCCAUCAUUGGCUCUGCCCAUUCCUGACACUAGCAGCCCUGACUCAUCCCCAUCAGCCAGUAUCCAUGGCGCCAUGUCCCAUGUGGCCAUGCCUGUGGCGAUGCAUGCACGUGGACCCCUCAUCCCCAAGUGUGAGUGUACGUGUCACAGGCUGGGGCUGGAAGAGAUGUGUGGAUCCCCAGUGAGGCCUCCUUCUCCCUGCACCCCUACAGCAAUGUUUAGAGGGCCUCUCCUGUGUACUGGACCCCGUGCUAGGGUCUUGGAACCCGUUUUCAUUUAUCCCCAAAUUAGAACAGGAAGUUGGUGAUGUUACUUCAAUUUUACAGGCAAGAAGAUAGCACAGAGAGGUGAAGACAUGGGCCCCAAACCACAAAGCUUUGACAGAACAAGGAUUCAAAGUCAGCAGUCUGGCUCCAAACCCUUGGUUUUCAUGGUCCUGGUUAUCCUGAGGAUCUUGUGGUGUAGACUUGUAACCUCGACAGCCUGUCUCCCCUGCAGGUUAGAGGUGACUUCCCAGCAUCACUUCUCAUCGAGAGAAAAUGGUCACUAAGCAGAGCUUUCUGGAACUUCCAGGGGAGGCCGUCUCAGCUAACUGAAGAGGAAAGGGCCACCCAGUUUAUCAUAUUUGGCGCUGAGGUGAGAAUGGAGUGAAAGGACCAAGCUUUAUAGGGACCUCAGAGGCUCCACUGAGGACAAGGUUACCUUAGGAAGCAGAGAGAGGUCACAGAAAUGGAUGGCCUGCUGUGGGUUCAAAUGCUAGCCCUGCCACUUUAGCAGAGUGACCUUGAACAGGUGCUUUCACAUCUCCAUCCCCAAGUUUUUUAUUAAAUGGCGAUAUUAGUAUGUAGCUUACAGUAUUUUGAUAAUGAAAGUGAAAUAAAGUUUACAAAAUGUGACACCUGGUAAGAGUAUAUAGUAAACUUUAAAAGAAGGUUGGUUUGCAGGCGCCUGGGUGGCUCAGUCGGUCAGGCGUCUGACUGUGG
Molecule: messenger RNA, 3574 nt
Organism: Suricata suricatta (meerkat)
Lineage: Eukaryota; Metazoa; Chordata; Mammalia; Carnivora; Herpestidae
Gene: TMEM177
Product: transmembrane protein 177
Exons: 3
Coding region: 210-1160 (316 amino acids)
Source: RefSeq, a predicted model, not a curated record